UAUCUGUUUUUAUUGAUUACUCCCAAGAUCUUCACAUCACUAUCUGGUCAAACCUAAAUCAUCACAGGCUGAACAUCAAGUUUGGCUGUUUUCAUGUCAGAGCUGCAGCGUUUCCUGUCAGUCGCCUGAGAUUCUCGGAGACCUCGUCUCCUCCUUCAGAUAUUCUGCAGGAAUGAUGAGAAAGCCAACACGUCUAAUUAAAGGCAGUGCAGAAGAGAAACAAUGGGAGGAAUUCACAAGGAGGAACUCCGCUCAGUUCCUCGUCUCGGAGGGUCUCUGCUGCUGAGGAUGGACGCUCGGAUCUUCACGCUGCACGUUCUGACGCUCUGCUGCCUCAUCCACGGCUCUCUGCAGGGUGUGUACCAGCGGCGCCUCUACAAGGAGCUGAUGAGGAACUACAACCCGCUAGAGCGACCGGUCAGCAACGACUCCCACAGCCUGACGGUCCACUUCAGCUUCAGCCUGCUGCAGAUCAUGGACGUGGACGAGAAGAACCAAGUCCUGACCACCAACAUCUGGCUGCAGCUGUACUGGACUGACUUCUACCUUCAGUGGAACAUGUCUGACUAUCCCGGUGUGACCAACGUCAGAUUUCCAGACAACCAGAUCUGGAGGCCGGACAUCCUGCUGUACAACAGUGCUGAUGAACGAUUCGACGCUUCGUUCCACACCAACAUCCUGGUCAACUCCUCUGGAUACUGUCAGUACCUGCCGCCAGGAAUAUUUAAAAGCACGUGCUACAUCGACGUCCGCUGGUUUCCGUUUGACGUGCAGCGCUGCGACCUGAAGUUCGGCUCGUGGACGUACGGCGGCUGGUCUCUGGACCUGCAGAUGAUCGAGGCGGACAUCACCGGCUACAUCGCCAACGGAGAAUGGGACCUCGUGGAGGUUCCUGGCCGCAGAAACGAGCGUUUCUACGACUGCUGUAAGGAGCCGUACCCUGAUGUGACCUUCACCGUGGUGAUGAGGAGGAGGACGCUCUACUACGGCCUGAACCUCCUCAUCCCCUGCGUCCUCAUCUCCACCCUCGCCCUCCUCGUCUUCCUGCUGCCCGCCGACUCUGGGGAGAAGAUCUCGCUGGGUAUCACCGUGCUGCUCUCUCUGACCGUCUUCAUGCUCCUCGUAGCUGAGAUCAUGCCGGCGACCUCUGACUCCGUUCCCCUCAUAGCCCAGUACUUUGCUACCACCAUGGUGAUCGUGGGUCUGUCUGUCAUCGCCACAGUUCUGGUUCUGCAGUAUCAUCACCACGACCCCGAUGGAGGACACAUGCCUCAGUGGACUCGUGUGAUUUUGUUGAACUGGUGUGCCUGGUUCCUGCGGAUGCGGCGCCCCGGCGAGGCUAAAGUCCGCCUGGCGUGCCAUAACGCCUCUAAGCGUCAGCGCAGCAGUUUGUCCAGUCUGGAGCUGAGCGUCAGCCAGGCCUCUCUACGACAUCACACCCCCGUAACCAACGGCAACCUGCUGUACGUGGGCUUCAGAGGGAUGGAGGGGCUGCACUACGCCUCCGCCGCCGACCCCGAGCUGCUCUGUUCACGGCUGGAGGACGACAUGCUGAGAGCGGGGGGCGGAGGACGAGGAGGAGGAGGAGUCAUAGGGGGAUCGACCUUGGAGGCGGAGCUUAACCUGAUCCUGGAGGAGGUGAGGUACAUCGCCAGGCGUUUCCGUGGUCAGGAUGAGGAGGAGACGGUGUGCAGCGAGUGGAAGUUUGCGGCGGCGGUAAUCGACCGUCUGUGUCUGGUGGCGUUCUCGCUCUUCACCAUCCUCUGCACCAUCGGCAUCCUCAUGUCCGCUCCGAACUUCGUGGAGGCCAUCUCUAAAGAUUUCUUCAGCUGAGGAGGAGGAGAGCUGACGGAUGUACAGAUGAAAAAACCAGCAACACCUACGUCCAACCACCAUUUCCUGUUUGUGGCUUCGGUUUCAGUUCUCACUGACGGCUUUCAAAGCUUUCCAAAAACGACACACUUUCCUUUUGACCUUUAACCUGUUUUCAGACUCCUGAAUUUUUACUGCAUCCUCAGUUUUGGAGUAAUUCGCUCGAUUUGUUGUCGCUCUUGAGGAUGGAACAUUUCCUGCAGGUGGAAAAGCAAAGACGCUCAAAUGGAUGAACUACUUUAGGAAACUUUCAUGAGUACUUUCUGUGGAAACGCUUUAUUUCUGGUCCUUCCUGAGGGCUUUAUAAAAAGAAAGACACCGCUGAAACUGUGGAUCAACAAAGAUGCACCGUUAAUCACACAGACGGAGAGAAGAGAAAGCAGCGCCCUGCAGACAUCAGCAGUCAGUGCGUUUACAUGCAGACUGAUGUAGAGCUACAGUUAGAGCUGGACUGGUCCAUUUAACCAGACCAGUAGUUCUCAACUGGUGGGUCGGGACCCAAAAGUGGGUCGUGGAGCUGGUUUCAGUGGGUCACCAGUUUGUCUAAGUGUCUUUUAAGUGCUUCUGUUCCAUUGUUCAAGUUUUGACAGCAAGAGAUAUUAUUAGAUUGGUAUAU
Messenger RNA from Cheilinus undulatus (humphead wrasse), 2488 nucleotides. RefSeq names its product neuronal acetylcholine receptor subunit alpha-7. Gene Ontology annotation, molecular function: transmembrane signaling receptor activity; acetylcholine-gated monoatomic cation-selective channel activity. Gene Ontology annotation, cellular component: synapse; postsynaptic membrane; neuron projection. The record is from RefSeq and is a predicted model, not a curated record. Gene Ontology annotation, biological process: chemical synaptic transmission; nervous system process; regulation of membrane potential. Bases 223 to 1833 code for a protein of 536 amino acids. The transcript is spliced from 12 exons. Lineage: Eukaryota; Metazoa; Chordata; Actinopteri; Labriformes; Labridae.